AUGGCGUCCGUAUCGGACCUGGAGGGCCAGGCCUCCAAGGCUGGCGGCUUUCAGCUUGUAUACAGGAAUCCAUAUCUCUUUGGAGUCGCGUUGUUUUCGACCUUGGGUGGUCUGUUGUUUGGCUAUGACCAGGGUGUCGUGUCCGGUAUCCUGACGAUGGAAUCGUUUGGAGCUCGAUUCCCUCGGAUCUACUCUGACAGCAGCUUCAAGGGAUGGUUUGUCUCGACGCUUCUACUAACUGCGUGGUUCGGAUCUCUUGUCAAUGGUCCUAUUGGGGAUCGCCUUGGACGCAAGUGGUCGAUGAACCUCGCCGUGGUUAUCUUCGUCAUAGGCUCAGCCAUCCAAUGUGGUGCAGUGACUAUUCCAAUGUUGUUUGUCGGCAGAGCUAUCGCAGGAUUCGCUGUUGGGCAGUUGACGCAGAUCGUUCCCCUAUUUAUUUCUGAGAUCUCUAUUGCCGAGAUUCGCGGCGGUCUGGUUGUCCUCCAACAGCUGUCAAUCACUAUUGGCAUUCUCAUCAGCUACUGGAUUGAUUACGGCUCCAACUACAUCGGAGGCUCGCGCUGCGCUCCUGGUGUCCCGUAUACCGGAGGCACUCCGGACAAACCAGCCUUUGAUCCCUACCAUGACGUUCCCCCUGGUGGCUGCACCGGACAAUCGGAGGCCUCAUGGAGGUUGCCCUUUGCGCUGCAGAUUCUUCCCGCCCUGACGUUGGGUAUCGGAAUGCUCUUCUUCCCGGACUCGCCUCGAUUGCUGCUCAUGAAGGAACGCGACGACGAGGCCCUGGCGACCCUGUCGAAGCUUCGUCGGACAUCUCGUGAUGAUCCCGUUCUCGUCAAGGAGUAUCUCGAGAUCAAGGCCUCUAUCAUGCUUGAAAACAGCUUUGCAAAGGACCACUGGCCCAAUCUGUCUGGCUUCAAGCUGCACCUUGCGCAGUACUUCUCCCUUAUCAGCACUUGGGCACGGUUCAAGCGCCUUGCUAUCGGCUGCUGUGUCAUGUUCUUCCAGCAAUUCAUGGGCUGUAAUGCCAUGAUCUACUACGCUCCCACGAUCUUCGGGCAGCUGGGAUUGAAUGGAUACACGACUUCCCUCCUUGCCACUGGCGUCUACGGCAUCGUCAACUGUCUCAGCACCCUUCCAGCCCUGUUCUGGAUCGACAAAGUAGGCCGUCGGGUCCUGCUCAUGGCCGGCGCCAUGGGAACCUGUAUCUCCCUCGUCAUCGUCGGCGCCAUCCUCGGGGCUUACGGGUCCCGACUGGUCGACCACAAAGCCGCUGGAUGGGCUGGUAUCGCGUUCAUUUAUAUCUACGACAUCAACUUUUCGUACUCGUUCGCUCCCAUCGGCUGGGUCCUGCCCUCUGAGAUUUUCAAUCUGUCGAUCCGGUCCAAGGCCAUCUCCAUCACCACUUCUACGACUUGGAUGUGCAACUUCAUCAUUGGACUAGUUACCCCGGAUAUGCUCGCGGCCAUCACUUGGGGCACAUAUAUCUUCUUCGCCGCAUUCUGCCUGCUGGCUUUAGGGUUCACCUACUUCUGCAUCCCAGAAACCCGAGGCAAGACUCUCGAGGAUAUGGAUCUGAUCUUCGGCGACACUGCUGCUCACGAAGAAAAAGAGCGCAUCGUUCACAUCGAGGCUCAGCUGCGUGGGACUCCCCUCGUCAGCGAGGACGUGCUGAAACAAGACAUUGCGCACCAGGAGAACGCGCACAAUUUGUGUUGA
Rasamsonia emersonii CBS 393.64 is the source of this 1716-nucleotide messenger RNA. RefSeq names its product MFS sugar transporter. Lineage: Eukaryota; Fungi; Ascomycota; Eurotiomycetes; Eurotiales; Trichocomaceae. The transcript is spliced from 12 exons. The record is from RefSeq and is a predicted model, not a curated record. Gene Ontology annotation, cellular component: membrane. Gene Ontology annotation, molecular function: carbohydrate:proton symporter activity. The coding region runs from base 1 to 1716 and encodes 571 amino acids. Gene Ontology annotation, biological process: transmembrane transport; carbohydrate transport.